Molecule: messenger RNA, 2044 nt
Organism: Fomitopsis serialis
Lineage: Eukaryota; Fungi; Basidiomycota; Agaricomycetes; Polyporales; Fomitopsidaceae
Exons: 4
Coding region: 190-1809 (539 amino acids)
Source: RefSeq, a predicted model, not a curated record
GAGACCACUCGAGGAGGAGGGCUUCCACGAGGCGCUCGAGGACACGAUCACGAGACCGAAUCCCGUGUGGGCGCCUAGGCGCGUCCUUCAUCCCUAUCCGGUGGCCCUUAUCCUUCAACGUGAGGUGGGUUCUACAACAACCAUGCCUUGUCUGUCGUAUGGCUCGAAUAUAGCGCUCACCUUGUAUAGAUGAUACCUGAGGUAUCCAGUAUCCGUGGUGACCGGUCGCCUUGUAAUCCUCAAGGUGGUGAACGCGACAUAACAACGAGUUCGUUAUGCGCCACAGCGGCCAUGCUUCUUGACGCCGGAAUAAAAGACGUAUUGUGGCCCUACACGUUUCUCUCUCGAUCCCGUUAUCUGUCUCAAUCUCUGCCCCUCUGCAAGCCUCCACCGACGUCCUCAAGCCUCUCCCUCAAGUUGCAUCCUGCCUCAUUCCCAAGCAUUUCCCUUCCCAAGUCGUUUCCCGCGCUCAACGCUCAACACCUCCCGCUCCAAGACCUCUCCGCCUCCCGCGCAACCAUGUCCGCGUGGCCCUACGCUGAUUCAAUCUUACUCGACCCCACCCUCCCCGCCACACCCACCUGGCUCCCCGAAGGCACGACCCGCGCCGAGGUCCGCCAGCUCCUCACGUUCUUCCUCUCCCACCUCGCCUCCGCGGUGUUCCCCUCGCGCUUCCCGCCCGACAAGACGCCGGGCCCGAUGCGGUCCAAGAUCCCGCCGGAGCUGCGCCCGGUGUACAGGGCCCUCCGCGCAUGGCUGCGCGGGUGGGCGGGCUACCUCGAGCAGCACUACCGCUCCCCAGCGGAGAUCGCGGAGGAUAAUUGGCAUUGGGGCGCGGAGCUGCGGUGGUGGCCCGGGACGCCGGAGCUGGCGAGGCUGGCGCACCAAAUGCCCUUUCGGGUGGUCCCGAGGCAGCCGGGGUGGGUGCGCGUGUCGUGGUACUACGACAUCAAGGAGAUGUUUCCCGACGCGAGGGUGCACCCCGAGAUGUACGUCCACCUACAGCUCGAGCCCGACGGGAGCCUCAAGAUCGGGGACGUGCGCCGCAAGUGGGGCAUGGAGAACAUGUGUUUCGUCGAGUGGAACUCACAGAGGAUCUCCCUGUGGCCCUCCGCGGACGACGAAACCCUGAGCGCCAUCGCCGUGCAACACCUUCUGUCCACGCGCGAGCAGUAUCCCUACCUCCGCGUCAUCGAACGCCCCUCCGCCGAACGACGCACCGUCCGCCUGCACCGCGCCAACCUCCUCAAAUCGCACAACCGCCCCCGGCCCCUGCGCAUCUACCUCCGCCUGCGCCACAUCUACCUCCUCGCCGCCAAGUUCUGGUUCCGCCUCCACUACCGCUUCCUCCGCCUCCAGUACCCGUUCCUGCUCAGCACGCCCGUGCGCGAGCGGCUCGCGGUCACGUGCGCGACCGUGGUAUGCGUCGCCGUGCUCGCGCUCGCGGUCUGCGCGGUGUGGUGGGCGUGGACGGCGGCGAUCGCGGAGCGUGUGGGGUACGUGUCGGGGAGGGUCGUGGACGGAGUUGUCGCGUGGGCGGGGGAACACCCGCUCGUCGGGCUCGUGGCGGGGUGGGCGUCGGCGGCGGUGGGCGCGCUGCCGAUGCGCGCAUUCUGGGCGGCGACGCUCCCGGUGUGGGGCCCAUUCUGGCUCGUGAAGAGCGUGCUGAUGGGCGUGUGGUGGCUGGCGACUGCGCUGCUCUGGACGGCGAUGGCGGGUAUGAGAUGGGGCGCGUUGGGUGUGCGUGUGCAUGUGAAGGCGGCGGCGGCGGCACUGCAAUCGUGCUUGGUACGGGAAAAUAUAGCCUGAUUGUAGACGCGAAGGGUAUAUGGUAGGCGUGUGUGGUCGUCCUUUGGGUCUCCGUCUUGCUCUGUCGCUGUGGUGUUGACUUAUGAAUUGUUAUAUGCUUGUGCCCUACGGAGGCACGGACCUAGUUGUAUGCCUCUCCUGUCAUUGUACUCAUUGUAUGUUCUCCUGUACUUGCUACUAUGCCUAUGCUCUUCCUUGAUGAAUUACAUGACAUCUAUCCAUUCAACCAAGACAA